This is a messenger RNA of Pneumocystis murina B123, 969 nucleotides long. RefSeq lists its product as hypothetical. NCBI's taxonomy places the organism in Eukaryota, Fungi, Ascomycota, Pneumocystomycetes, Pneumocystales, Pneumocystaceae. Gene Ontology annotation, cellular component: cytosol. The transcript has 4 exons. The coding region runs from base 22 to 969 and encodes 315 amino acids. Gene Ontology annotation, biological process: TOR signaling. The record is from RefSeq and is a predicted model, not a curated record.
AUUCAUUAAGAUAUAGUUACGAUGAUUGAAAAGGAAGAUAUUGUCAUACAACAUCUCUUGCCGGUUCCACAUACAAUUGUAACAUCUGGUACGGCCCGCUCAAUUCACCUUCAGGAUUGGAGUGUAGUGAGUACGAAAGAUUCCAUAUUGACAUCUCAAGAAAUUCACCAAUAUUCCUUUCGUUUGUCUAUUCCUAUUCCUGAAAUGACAUUUGGUAAAAAUAGUGUGGAGAUAAAACAUAGUUCAGGUUGGAAGAUGAUAUUUACAGCCUAUGAUGCAUUGGAAGGAGUAGAUAAGACAGGAAAAGAGGUAAUUCAAGUAUCAUAUGCAAAAGAAUGGGUAAAAAAUAGAGAUAAGAGUUGUGAAAGUAUCGAACCUAGUAAGUCUUAUGAUUGGACAUUUACGACAGCGUAUCGGGGUACUAUAUGUUAUGAGAAUGGUAAUGAUAUAGCUGAUAAUGAAAUAAUGUUAAUUCGGGCAGUAAAAAAUAAGACAUUAGCUACAAAAGCAGAAAAAGAUCAGGAUAAGAAUAUAGAUGACGUAGAUAAAGUUGUAGUGCCUGUGUUUGUGCUAUCCGAUGAAGUAAUUCCUCUUGAUAAAUUAAAACGACAGGAUCCUAUUUUAUUUUUUGAAGAAGUUGUUCUUUAUGAAGAUGAAUUGUCUGAUAAUGGGAUGUCUUUGCUUAGUAUUAAAGUGCGUGUUAUGCCGGAGCGUCUUUUAUUACUACAGCGUUUUUUUAUGAGAUUAGAUAAUGUUAUGUUUCGAAUUCGUGAUACUCGUGUAUAUAUUGAAUUUUCUACAGGAAAAGUGCUUCGGGAAUACAUUGAAAAGGAAGCUCCAUACCAUGAAGUUUUAGAGAAGAUUUCGUCACAGCAGAACGACUUUGGUAUUUUUUUAACUGAUCCGGCGUGGGUAGCUUCAGUGUUACCAACGUGUGAAAAAACUUUGGAAGCUUUGAAAAUUGGUUAG